Molecule: messenger RNA, 1350 nt
Organism: Eruca vesicaria subsp. sativa (arugula)
Lineage: Eukaryota; Viridiplantae; Streptophyta; Magnoliopsida; Brassicales; Brassicaceae
Source: the annotation of a GenBank genome assembly
AUGACCCAUGAAUCUGCACAAGUGAAGCAGUCCACCUUGGAGACUCUCUGCUACGUCUGCCAGGAGGUAUCGGUAUCGGUAUCGGAUCCUCCUCUCCUCCUGGUGAAUAAUCAAGUGAACGACGUCAUCCGGGCAGUACUCCGCGGGAGCCUCCCUCGUGAACCGAGCGAGGUUCGUCUGGCGGCAACGAAGGCGCUGCUUAACGUCCUGUGUUUUGCUCAGGCCAACUUUGGGAUUGAGAUGGAGUGUUGUUUGAUCUUGAGGGUUGUGUACAAAGCAGCCUUGUCUCGGGAAGUGGAGAUCAGGGAGGUGGCUUUCCAGUGUCUCGUGUUUAUUGCAUCCAAAUACUACGAGGUGCUAGGAAUGGACUGUGGGAAGUUGUUUGAGAUUACGUUUAAAGCAAUCAACGGUGACGUACGCACUCUUGCCAUCCAAGCCAUUGCCUUUUGGAACUCAAUCUGUGAUGUAGAAAUGGAGCGCAAUCCCCACUCGGGUUUGAUUAAGUAUAAUACUCCUCAUUUGAUACCCAUUUUGCUAGAGUCUUUGGAGGGAGAAGAAGAAGAUGAGGAGGAUAACAGAGUCUUCGAACUUGUGAUGAACAUCAUACCGAAGCUUCUCUCUCACAUCCUGAAAAAUAUAGGCCACACUCUGGACAUGCUGCAAAUUAUUGAUGAUGGUCGUGAGAAACAACAAGCCAUACUCCUAGCUUCUCUAUGCGGUCUUGUUCAGUUCAUAGUCGAAAAACUCAGUGGCGCAGACAAGACCAAGCACUUGGUUUUGCAAAACGCUGAUGCCAUUAUGACUAUGCUUCUCAGAGUGCUUGCUUGCCCCCAUGGACAUGGAGGAGGAGAAGCAAUGCUGGCUACUGGAGCUCUUGCCUGUGCUACUGGACCUGCGUUUGAGAAAUAUGUCCCCGAGCUCUUCAACUACCUUAAACUGGGUCUUGAGAAUUUUGAGGAAUGCUCAAUCACUGUCGGAGUAGUUGGGGACAUUUGUCGUGCCUUAGAUGACAAAAUCCUGCCUUUUUGCGACCAGAUCAUGAGUCUCCUCACCCGAAAUCUCCAGAGCGAUCCACUCCCAAAAUCUGUGAAACCUCUGAUGUUCAACUGCAUUUCAGACAUUGCGCUUGCCAUAGGUGUUCACUUUUCUGAGAGGUACCUAACUCCAGCUUUGGUGGAGAUCAUGCAAGGAGCAGCAGCAGAGGUGUGUGCGCACAGCGACGAUGAAGAGCUUAGAAAAUGCCUACUCGAGUCUUACUCUGGGAUACUACAAGGUUGUGGAGAUGCAAAGGCCCAGGUCAUGAUGAUGCCAAAUCUCUUACACUUCAUCGACCUCAAUGCUCAAAUCUAA